CUCUAUUAUAAUUUAUACUAUGUAUACGUUACAUAAAUAUUUUUAUUUUUCAAACGAAAAAAAUGGCAAAAUCAUUUGAAAAUGAACAUCCAAUUAAGGCAUUUGGAUGGGCAACUAGAGACACUUCUGGAGUUCUUUCUCCUUUCAAUUUUUCAAGAAGGGUGACAGGUGAAAAAGAUGUGCAAUUUAAAGUUAUGUAUUGUGGAAUUUGUCAUUCUGAUCUUCAUCAACUCAAGAAUGAAUGGGGAAAUGGCAAGUACCCCAUGGUGCCUGGGCAUGAGGUUGUUGGUGUUGUAACUGAGGUGGGAAGCAAGGUGGAGAAAUUUAAGGUUGGAGACAAAGUAGGUGUUGGAUGUAUGGUAAGAUCAUGUCGAAAAUGUGAGAAUUGUAGCGUUGAUCUCGAGAAUUACUGCCCUCGUCAGAUUCCUACAUACAACGGCUAUAGCUUAGAUGGAACCCUUACGUUUGGAGGUUACUCUGACAUGAUGGUAUCCGAUGAGCAUUUUGCAGUUCGUUGGCCUGAAAACUUGUCGAUAGACGCUGCUUCCCUGUUAUGUGCUGGAAUUACUACUUAUAGUCCUUUGAAAUAUUUUGGACUCGAUAAGCCUGGAAUGCACAUUGGUGUUGUUGGUCUUGGAGGGCUCGGACAUAUGGCUGUUAAGUUCGCUAAGGCAUUUGGAACCAAAGUGACUGUCAUUAGUACAUCUGCUAAUAAGAAGCUAGAAGCAAUUGAGCGUUUAGGCGCAGACUCUUUCUUGAUCAGUCGCGAUCUUGAGCAGAUGAAUGCUGCAAUGAACACAUUGGAUGGGAUUAUCGACACUGUUUCGGCGGUGCACCCUAUUCUUCCAUUGCUUAUGUUGAUGAAAUCUCAUGGUAAGCUUGUUAUGGUUGGUGCACCAGAAAAACUGGUGGAGUUGCCCGUGUUUCCACUACUUAUGGGAAGGAAGCUAGUGGCUGGAAGUUGCGUAGGAGGGAUGAAAGAGACUCAAGAAAUGUUGGAUUUUGCGGCAAAGCAUAACAUAACACCAGAUAUUGAAGUUGUGCCAAUGGACUAUGUGAACACAACGUUGGAACGUCUUCUGAAAUCGGAUGUGAAAUAUCGUUUCGUGCUCGACAUUGGCAAUACAUUGAACAAGAAAUGAGAAUAGGGAGGGGUUCAAUUAUAUAGCAGUGUUUCUUUGCCAAUUAGAUUACAUUAAUUUCAGAGAUGAUUAAUCAAAUGUGUUUCUUGCACUUAUUAAAAUAGAAUAAGAAUGUAACAUUUUACAGUAGAUAUCAAUGGAGACUAUGCAACUUCAGUAGAACUUGAUGGUUGGGGAGAAAUUAUUGGAUUCGAAAACUUCUUUC
Molecule: messenger RNA, 1347 nt
Organism: Solanum verrucosum
Lineage: Eukaryota; Viridiplantae; Streptophyta; Magnoliopsida; Solanales; Solanaceae
Product: 8-hydroxygeraniol dehydrogenase-like
Exons: 6
Coding region: 63-1142 (359 amino acids)
Biological process (GO): lignin biosynthetic process
Molecular function (GO): cinnamyl-alcohol dehydrogenase activity; zinc ion binding
Source: RefSeq, a predicted model, not a curated record